AUGGCGAAAACGUAUGCGCAGGAGGUAUCUUCAGCCCAAUUUCCUAUGGUCGGACCUGGCGACACAUGCCCGGAUGCAGGGAAACAGGUCGACAGGGACGCGGCAGAGCAGGGCAAGAACACGAGCCGGGAGCGCUGGAAGAGAGCAGGGUUCUUGGCUAGCCGGCUGCAAGAUGGGAACGCAAUGCUUCCCCAGCCCCGAGGACAGGGUGCCCACGUAGAAGCCACGAGGAAGCAUCUAGAGACUCAGCACUGGCUUGAGCUUACAGAUGGCAAACACCGCUACGGGUCCAAUUGGUUGAACUAUUUGGUCACGAUAGACAACAACGGCAAGUUCCGGUGGGCUAGGAACGGUCAGCUUGUGGAUACCACGGCAGGUCAAUGGAAAGACGCGGGAGAUGGGAAAGGCAUCGUGCCGUUCAGCUAUCGAACCGAGGGCGAGUCUACAAGACCCAGACAUAGCUUCAAUGUUCCUGCUUCCAGUACGAGGUCGGACUCUGGCGCAUCUUUAUCUGGAGACGAAGUCAACGCAAUGAUGCACUACGUGGGCCUCCAAAAGCAGUCUAAGAACCCUGUUAAGCGGUUACUACUACGGAACUUCACCUUGCGAGGCCUGGUAGACAAGCUCCUAAGGAAGACCAUCAAACGGAAUACGUGGAUAUAUGUGUCUGACAAAAACUUCAACAUAUUCAUCGGCAUCAAAGGACGGGGUGAUACAUACACUUUCACCGUUGUCAGGACAUUAUCGCACUUCCGGAAAUUCUUGUCGGUCCUCGAGGAGCGCGAUGUCGAUAUGAGCAAAGUGGAGAUCAGCAAAGCCGAGCUGGCACUAUGGGGGUAA
Dichomitus squalens LYAD-421 SS1 is the source of this 840-nucleotide messenger RNA. RefSeq lists its product as uncharacterized. The transcript has 8 exons. The record is from RefSeq and is a predicted model, not a curated record. Lineage: Eukaryota; Fungi; Basidiomycota; Agaricomycetes; Polyporales; Polyporaceae. The coding region runs from base 1 to 840 and encodes 279 amino acids.